AUGCAAGAGGAGCUGAGCGCCGGGAAGGAAACAUCUCGGAUCAACGACGCAGAGCUCUCGCAGCCGCUCUGCACGGCACUACAGAUUGGUCUAGUGAACUUGUUAGCAGGAUGGGGAGUUCAUCCCUCAGCCGUGGUCGGCCAUUCCAGCGGCGAAAUCGCCGCAGCGUACGCUUCGAAGGCGAUUUCCGCUGAAUCUGCAAUUGCCAUUGCAUAUUACCGCGGAAUGGUGACGAAGACAAAGUCACGCACAGGAGUAAUGGCUGCUGUGGGUCUUGGUCGUAAAGAAAUGGCCGGGGUUCUGGUCGAGGGCGUUGUUAUUGCGUGCGAGAACAGUCCCAAGAGUGUCACUUUGUCUGGUGACGCCGACAAACUUGACGAAGUCAUCAAAAGCUUGAAGCAAGAGCAGCCUGAUGUUUUUUGUCGACUACUGCGCGUCGAGAUGGCGUACCAUUCGCGUGAGUAUUUCUUCGGUAGAGGUUUCCGCGAAGCUUUGCAGACUAAUGGAAAGAUAGAUCAUAUGGCCGAAUUCGGAGAGCAAUAUGAAUCUCUGAUGGAACCACAUGUCCACAGUGAUGCACCCACUGCCAAGUUUCACUCUAGUGUGCAUGGAAAGGUAGUCGCAGACGCUGGUCGGCUAAACGCGGAUUACUGGAGAGCAAACAUGGAGAAGCCUGUCCUCUUCUACACAGCUAUCAACUCCAUCCUCAGCUCCACACAAGGCGAGCCAAACAUUUUCUUAGAAUUAGGACCCCACCCUGCACUUGCGGGGCCACUUCGCCAGAUCUUCCAGGAGAAGCAGCCUACACCCACCCCAACAUAUAUCUCUUCGCUGGCUAGGAACGAGGACCAGGUCCACAGUAUCUUAUCCACAGCUGGACAGUUGUUCCAGCAAGGCCUUGCCGUAGAUUUCAAUGCAAUCAAUGGGCCUGGUAAAGUCUUAUCCAACCUCCCAUCCUACCCGUGGCAGCACGACACUAGCUACUGGAAAGAAUCACGUGUGACCCGGAACUGGAGACUGCGCGCUUACCCUCACCACGAGCUUCUUGGCUCGCGAAUGCUGGAAUCCAGCGAUCUUGAACCGUCUUGGAGGAAUGUGUUGCAUCUGGAUAGUGUGCCAUGGCUGCGCGACCAUAAGAUCGUCGAAGACAUUGUUUUCCCAGCUGCAGGAUACAUAGCCGCCGUUGGCGAAGCUAUCCGUCAAACGACAGGGUCUAAAGACUACAGUAUCAGAAGACUCGUUGUCAAAAGCGCAUUUGUGCUUCAGGAAGGUCAGGCUCCAGAGGUGAUCACCAGUCUGAAGCCCAUAGCGCUCACGGACAGCCUGGAGUCCGAGUGGUUCGACUUCACGAUUGCUUCGUAUGACGGUGCGAAAUGGACGAAACAUUGUACCGGUCAAGCUCGUGGGGGGUCCAGUCAGCCAGAAAUCGUCAGGAAUGUCGUCGUUCAUCCGCGCGCAGUGCAGUCGAGCGUAUGGUACCCAGCUAUGAAGAAGAUAGGCUUGAACUACGGUGCACGCUUCCAGUGCCUGCAAGACAUAACCGCGCACCCUAUACAGCCCGUUGCCAGCGCGAACGUGCAGGAUAAUCUGGAAUGGCACGAAAGCGUCUAUGCCACCCAUCCUACAGUAAUUGACCAGACGCUCCAGCUCUUCACCGUAGCAAUGUCCAACGGCCUGGCGCGCCGGCUCGACAAGCUCGCCAUCCCAGCAGUCAUAGGCGAGUUAUACAUCGGUGAGAGUGGUCCUUCUAUCGACAUGGAAGUGGAAGCCCGCGUGACGCCCAAAGGUGCUAUCCAUGGAUCGGCGUUUGCAGUAUCGAAUGGGAAUCUAGUGCUCUCGCUCACUGAAUCGACAUUUAAUCCACUUGAAACCGAUAGUGCCAGCUCUGAGAAACUAGAUAACCUGGCAGCAGUCCGGUUAGAGUGGAAGCCAGACAUUGACUUUGUGCCUGCCACGGACCUAAUCCGUUCGCGAGGCAACAAAGACGAAGCUAUCCUCUUGGUAGAAAAGGUUGCAGUGCUGUGUAUGAUCGAGACAGCCGCACGUAUCGCAUCGCUCAACAUCGCGUCAGGGCAUCUGCAGAAGUUCCGGUCGUGGCUGGAUAUGGAGGUGACACGCAUGGCUGAUGGCCAAUACGACAUCGUUCCGGAGGCCAAAGCAUGGGUUGCUCUACCAUCGGAGGAGCGUAUUCAGCUUCUAGAACAAGCACUAGUAGAUGCCUCGGCCAAUGAAGACAGUGCACCCGUGGCGUCCGUCAUUCAGAGCAUCCUAGACAACUGUGACGGCAUAUUCCACGAUCGCGUCAGCGGGAUAGAGCUCCUGCUGCCGAAUAACGGGCUUGCGAGCAUCUACACGUUCUACCAAGAUAUGGUCGACUUCUCCGAUUUCUUCGAGCUGCUCGGCCACUCGCAGCCUACUAUGCGAGUCCUUGAAAUAGGUGCUGGUACUGGAGGUACCACGUCGUGGAUCCUAAAAGCGCUUCAAUCGGCUGAAGGAGUCCGGCUGUUCUCAAAAUAUCACUACACCGAUAUCUCUGCUGGGUUUUUCCCUACUGCGAAGGAGAAAUUUAAAGACUUUACUGGUAUUGAAUACUCGGUGCUAGACGUCAGCAAGGACGUGGUUGAGCAAGGCUUCGAGCUUGAGACCUACGAUAUCGUCGUCGCCUCGAACGUUUUGCAUGCCACACCGAGCCUGCAUGGCACGUUGACGAACGUGAAGAAGCUCCUUGCGCCGGGAGGACGUCUGUUUUUGCAAGAGCUGUGUCCAAAUCUAAGGUGGACUAACUAUAUCAUGGGCAUUCUUCCGGGAUGGUGGCUCGGCGAAGCAGACCAUCGCCCUUACGAGCCUUUUGUAUCGCCAUCCCGGUGGGAUGAGGAACUCUGUGCGGCGGGCUUCAGCGGUGUAGACAGUGUUGUGUACGAUAACGCUGAGCCGCUUCAGAUCAAUGCCAACAUGGUGACGAUGGCUGUGCAGACAGAAUUGCAGCCAAAGAAAGAGAUCAGCCUGAUGUACCAUGCUGAGAAGAGCCCUGGUGCUCACGAAGUCGCGAACCACUUCAUCGAACAAGAUUUCGCAGUCACCUGGCAAACGCUCGAUCAAAAACCGGAUGAUGACCAAACGAUCGUUGUCCUAUUGGACCUAGACGGUCCGUUUCUCCACGAUAUGUCCCCCGAGAAAUGGUCCGCCAUCCAGAACUUCUUCUCUCACUGCAGUACCCACUCCAACCAUAUCAUCUGGGUAACGCAGUCCGGCCAGGUCAGUUGCUCAGAUCCAUCUUACGGCUUACUGCCCGGCUUCGCUCGAACUUUACGCUCUGAACUUUCGCUCGACCUCGCCACAUUCGAGAUCGACAAUUUUCGUACGGACGCCUGGAAAGCUCUAGUCGAGCUCUCGAAAGGCUUUCAACACCGGCGAAAGAAGGAGACCCUCAAUCCGGAAUACGAGUAUGCGUUCUUUGAUGGGAAGAUCCACACUAGUAGAUUCCACUGGAUAUCAACUGCAGAGAACGACGUGACUGAGGUAUUGAACCCGGAAGCUAGAUUGGAGAUCGGAAAAUACGGCUUGCUGGGCUCCCUGGCGUGGAAGAUUGUCGAUGAUAAAGAGACGCUUCACAACGAAGAAGUGGAAGUUCAGAUUCGCAGCGUUGGCCUCAACUUCAAGGAUGUCCUCGUUAGCAUGGGCAUCGUAGAUGGUCCAAAAAAUAGGCUAGGCCUCGAAGGUGCCGGCGUGAUCACCAGAACCGCACCAGGUGUUGAUCACCUACGCGUGGGAGAUCGAGUGUUUGUCUGCGACCUCGGAUGCCUAUCUACGAAGAUUGUGACUUCAGCGCAGUUGUGUGCGCGUAUACCUGAUAGUCUGAGUUUCGAGGACGCUGCCACCAUGCCAUGCGUCUACAGUACUGUAAUUCAUUCGCUUGUCAAUGUCGGGGGUCUCGAGAGCGGACAGUUAUACACGACCGUAGGCAGCGAAGAGAAAGUUCAGUAUCUCAUCGAUACUUUCAGGAUUCCACGCAACCGGAUAUUCGACUCCAGAAGCACGUCUUUCCUACCCAAUCUCAUGCGCGAGAGGAAUGGCAGAGGUGUUGACUUAGUUCUGAACUCUUUGUCGGGCGAGCUUCUACAUGCUUCUUGGAAGUGCGUGGCACCAUUCGGCAAAAUGCUUGAGAUUGGGAAGCGCGACUUCAUCGGGCACGCGCAGUUGAACAUGGACAUCUUUGAGGCUAAUCGGUCAUUCUUGGGAAUUGACCUAGCACAAUUGACCCUAGAGAGGCCGCGAGUGUGCCAAAGGCUUCUUGAGCAGUGCCUCGCCUACUACCGGCAAGGUGGGAUUGAACCAGUUCGGCCCGUGAAAGUCUUCGAUGCGGCGCAGGUCGUCGAUGCAUUCAGAUACAUGCAAAAGGGUCAGCAUAUCGGGAAGAUCGUCAUCAACAUGCCCAGAUCUGCGCAGGAACUGCAGGCGCAACCGCAAUAUCAAGAGACGAGAUUCUCUGCAGACACAUCUUAUCUUUUGGUCGGAGGUCUCGGUGGCCUCGGUCGAGCUGUAUCCACAUGGAUGGUUGAGCAAGGAGCCCGCCAUUUGGUGUACCUCUCGAGGUCAGCAGGAUCUACGCCUGAAGACACGGCUUUCUUUAAAGAGCUCGAAGCGCAAGGUUGCAAGGCGAUUGCUAUUUCUGGGAGUGUGUAUUCUGAGGAGGAUGUCAAACGUGCGAUUGCACAGGCUGAGAGACCAAUUGCCGGUGUUAUACAGCUUUCCAUGGUAUUGAAGGAUCAGAACUUCCUCAAGAUGACGCACGAAGAGUGGGAGACGCCGCUCUCUUCUAAGGUGCACGGAACGUGGACCCUGCACAACGCAUUCCAAGAUACGGAACUGGAUUUCUUCCUCCUCUUCAGUUCCCUCUCGGGUAUAGUGGGCCAAUGGGGACAGUCCAACUACGCCGCAGCCAACACGUUCCUCGAUGCCUUCGUCCAAUACCGGCAUAGUCUAGGACUUCCGGCAUCUGUCAUCGACGUAGGGGUAAUGGAGGACGUGGGCUACGUCAGCCAAAAUGCUGCAGUGCUAGAGAUGUUCCGCGCCUACAGCAUGCAUGGACUCAAAGAAUCAGACCUACUUCGUGCCAUUGAAAUCGCCAUCAAGAGGUCGAUGCCGGGUCCACCAACGCAAGGCACAUACUGCAAUGUGGGUCAACUCACCACUGGCCUAGCUUCGGCCAAGUCUAUCAUAGAUCCCAGCAACAGAGCAGUCUGGAAACAUGACGUACGUAUGGCUUUGUACAGGAACCGCGAACCGGAGAAGCAGUCUAGCUUCAGUACCGCUAGCGAAGGCUUGAAAGACUUUCUAGCUUCGGUAGCGUCUACUCCUGCGAUUCUAGACGAGAAAGAGAACGUAGACUUCCUCACGCAGGAGAUUGGGAAGCGGAUAAGAUCGUUCAUGAUCCAGUCGGACGAUCAAGUCGAUAUCAAGAUGUCGCUUUCCGACAUGGGAGUCGAUUCCUUGGUUAGCAUUGAGAUUAGAAAUUGGUGGAGGAUGGGAUUGGGUCUAGAAAUCAGCGUUUUAGAGAUCAUGAGCGCAGGCUCGAUUGAGAGAUUGGGGACGGUAGCAGUGGACGGAUUGCGAGUAAAGUAUGGUCCCAAGGAGGGUCCGCAUCCUGGUUUGGCCAUGAAAGCACCUUGA
Molecule: messenger RNA, 5670 nt
Organism: Didymosphaeria variabile
Lineage: Eukaryota; Fungi; Ascomycota; Dothideomycetes; Pleosporales; Didymosphaeriaceae
Exons: 6
Coding region: 1-5670 (1889 amino acids)
Biological process (GO): fatty acid biosynthetic process; secondary metabolite biosynthetic process
Molecular function (GO): phosphopantetheine binding; fatty acid synthase activity; oxidoreductase activity
Source: RefSeq, a predicted model, not a curated record